This is a messenger RNA of Drosophila gunungcola (fruit fly), 970 nucleotides long. RefSeq lists its product as uncharacterized. Bases 34 to 966 code for a protein of 310 amino acids. Lineage: Eukaryota; Metazoa; Arthropoda; Insecta; Diptera; Drosophilidae. The record is from RefSeq and is a predicted model, not a curated record. The transcript has 3 exons.
GUGCUGGUGACACCGCCUGGGAAAUUGAUUCAAAUGUUCGGCGACAGCACACCCAGACGGAACUGCCAGCGGAAAAUGAAGCUAUUGUACCUGACCUGUGCUCUCCUCGCUAGUUUUGCUGUUAUUUGGGCUGCCAGUGGUGAGGAGCAGCAAGGAUCGGUCAAACUGCCCAAGCAGCACAGCUCAAGGAACCAACCUGGCCAGGGAUUCAAACUUAUAUCCUUCGAUGCAGUGGGCAAAAACAUCGCCUUGGGCUUGGAUUAUCUAGUGCCUUUUCUAGAGGUGCCUGUCAAAAGAAAGCGAAAUGCUCCACCGAAGCCACUUGUUAUAGUCAAUUCGGCGGCAGUUGUGAGCUGUGGACUUGUGGUUGUAGGUGGAGUCCUUGUGGGGCACAUCAUACGGAGCUUGGGAUUGGAGGCCAUCACAGGAGAUGAAAAUCGUCCCAUUUUCGGGAAUUCUUCUAUACUUAAACCAAAAUCUUCGGAGGAGGAUGCUUCGUACUCUACACCAGCACCCUUUCCUGCCAAUGCCACCUCCAGAAAACUUUACGAUGAGAACUUGAGUUUUCCUGGAUUUUUUGACAAUUUUAAGCUAAUCUACCGAAACGAAACUGGAGAUCGUGUGGCUACUAGUCUUCCCAAUAUUUUGGGAGUCGUUGAGCGAACGUUUCUUAAAAACGAUGUGGAUCUAUCCAUUUGCCUGCUGAAAUCCAUUUGCACUUUGACUCACAGCGCAGGACUAAAAGUGAUAAAGGGUGAGGCCACGGAUAUAGAACACCUUUUGGAUGGAGCCACCAAAUGGCCUUGGCUGAUGGCAUGGCUAGAGCAAUCCGCUUUCCGUGAGGCCAUUGAAGCUGGAAAGGUCAUAUCGAGCAAUCACUGCACCAUUAAGUAUCCGGCUUGCAAAUGGACGGCUCCUGAAGAACAAAUCCUGGAGCUAUUGCGCAAUAAUGUACAGUUUAAAUAGGAGU